GAUUCCAACUGUUAUCCAGCUCUAUAGUUUUACCAUGAAAGAAAGACCGAAAGCAAAGAAACUCAUUUCUUCUUUCCAAUUGUUGAGUGUUCAGUGUUAAAUCAACAGCUAAACAUUUGUGCAACAUAAGUAGCCAGCUGAAUUUGAGUCAAAACGUUUCAAUUAACAAGUUACUUAUAAAAUUAAACAGACCACCAAACAAUUUGUUAUUAAUCACAUAAUUUUGUUUCAUCAUGGCCGAGAUAUUUUCAUUGAUAGUGCAAUUUUUCAUGUCCAUGAUCUUCGGAGUCCUCAAUUUAGGUGAUGAAAUUGGAAUAAAUGGGCAAAACGGGAAUCCUGAGCGAUUCAGAAGAUCAACUUUGGAUGAGAUGUUACCGUCUUGUCGAGCCAAUUAUGACUGUGUUCCUCGAUCAGCCUGUCAACAACCUGAGCUUUUAAACCCAGUUGAAAGGUCAAUAAUUAGCGCAACUUCGUGUCAGCCUGAUUUUAAAUCCAGUGAACCUUAUGUUUGCUGUCCUAAGAAACCUGAACAAUCAGGUCAACCCUCAUCUCUUCCUGAUCAAUCAAUGUCUGCUCUAAAGGUUGUCAAAGGUAUGGGCGAUAAAAUGCUUCGCAUCAUGUUGGAUCCAAAGAAAAAUGCUAACCAGGGAAGUAAAAUAGCAAGUCAAUCAAAAAGUGACUCUGUUGAUGGAUACGAUGGUUUCAUGGACGAAAUAUUGUCAACUCUGGAAAAUAUGAAAAGCUGAACAACAUCUAACAAGAAGUCAAAAUUGAAGCUAAAAGCUUGACAUCUUAUCGAUCGCAAGACAUCGUCUUAUGAUCAACCAACAGUAGCAGUGCUAAGAGUAAUAAAAAACUGUACUAUCAAACAAAUAAAAAUAAUAACCUUAUAAAAUCAUAAA
This is a messenger RNA of Tetranychus urticae (two-spotted spider mite), 902 nucleotides long. RefSeq lists its product as uncharacterized. The record is from RefSeq and is a predicted model, not a curated record. Lineage: Eukaryota; Metazoa; Arthropoda; Arachnida; Trombidiformes; Tetranychidae.